This is a messenger RNA of Lachancea thermotolerans CBS 6340, 2487 nucleotides long. It is a transcript of the gene SFL1, whose product is annotated as Sfl1p. Gene Ontology annotation, biological process: regulation of DNA-templated transcription. Gene Ontology annotation, molecular function: sequence-specific DNA binding; DNA-binding transcription factor activity. The coding region runs from base 1 to 2487 and encodes 828 amino acids. The transcript has a single exon. The record is from RefSeq and is a predicted model, not a curated record. NCBI's taxonomy places the organism in Eukaryota, Fungi, Ascomycota, Saccharomycetes, Saccharomycetales, Saccharomycetaceae.
AUGGCCGCUGGAAACGCAGCUCAAGAGGAGGCGAGCAAGAGCCGAGACGCGUCGAGAAGCGCGAAUAGCGAUGCGGCGAGGAGCGCGAACAGCGAGGAACCGGGCGCCAGCGGAGUCCGUGGAGGCGCAGGGAGCGCCGCGGACGCGAGCAACAGUGCAGGCGGGGGCCCGGGAGCGGGCUCGAGCACCAACUCGAGCGCGAGCUACAGCAACACCGCGUUUAUCCACAAGCUUUACAGCAUGCUGGAGGAUCCCGAGAUGGACGAGCUGAUCUGGUGGUCGCCACCGCAAACAUCGUUUUUGAUUCGGCCCACGGAGCGGUUCGGCAAGGCGCUGGCCACGUACUUUAAGCACACCAACGUCGCCAGCUUUGUGCGCCAGCUGAACAUGUACGGAUUCCACAAGGUGAAUGACCACAAGACCCACGCGGCCUCUAAGAAUGGGGCUGCGAAGACAGACGAUCCGGCCUCGAAGUCCGAGAACACCACAAGCAUAUGGGAAUUCAAGCACAGCUCGUCUGCGUUCCGCAGAGGGGACAUGGAGAGCCUGAAGCUCAUCAAGCGCAGGUCGUCGCGCUACCAGGCCUCUGCGCGCAAGCGCUCGACCAGUGCUGCCUCGACGCCCUUGGAGCCCACAAUGACCGAGCAUUCGCCCGACCAGCUUCUGGUGCCUCACAUGCACGCGGCUUCGGCCGACUUGCCCCACCCUUAUGGCUAUACGCCGGCGCCCCAGUCGUUCCCAGCGCAGCCGCUUCCUUCGCAAGUGCUCUAUGCUCCCGUAGACUAUUUUGCUACGACUCAUCAAGCUCAACAACAACACCACCACCAACAACAACCACAACAACAUUAUCAUCAUCAUCAUCAUCAUCAUCAUCAACAACAACAACAGCAGACGCAACAGCCGCAGCAGCAACAACCACAACCACAACCACAACCACAACCACAAUCACAACCACAGCCACAACCACAACCACAACCACAGCCACAUCAACAAUCACAACAACAACAACCCAUCUACCAAGUACCGCAGCAUCAAUCCACGCAAUCGCUGUCACACCACCAGUCCAUUUCGCAGCAGGCUCAACAAUCCCGACCGCAAAUUAACACCAAAGUUAGCGAUGUACUCCAUGGUGUCCAACUUGCGAAGUUUGACAAUAACGCCUAUCAGAAUCAGUAUGAGGCAGCUGUAGAGGACCUCAGAAAUUCAAAUAUGGACAUGGUUCGACUUCUUGACUUGGUUCACAAUCUAGUCACUUUGACUCCUCAACUGGCAGCUGCGUCUUCUGGUAGACCUUCUGAAGGGAUUAAGAGGUCCACGACACCAGUUUCGGGCCACCCAAAUCCAAGCGAAAUGGGUACAUCGCCUAGAGACACACCCUCUCAGCAACAAUGUAUGGACCAAAUUAUGAGCGAGAUAGCAAGGCUGAAGAACUCCACACUGUACAGGCUCCAACGCUCAACAAUGCUUCAGCAAACAGUGAGGCCCGUCCACAGUUUUUCGGAAUAUCCUAUGACAAGUUCCAGUGCAAUCCCGGCCGCAUCGCGUCCUCCGCUAUCGAACCAGACGUCUUUGUCGUCGCCAGCGUUGUCCCAAUUGACAAAUGCCCAGCCAGCUCCAUUGCCGCAAAUGUCACACGCAAUGUAUUAUCCACCUGCUUAUGGGCCGUCAGUAUAUCCUGGCACUCCAGGGCCUCAGUCUGACUAUUUUGGAACAACAGCGAAAGCCAAUAGCGGGUCGAUGCCAUACUUGAUGAUGAACCCAUUUGAGAAAAAAACCUCAACUUCAUCAAGCGGGAACCGUAAUAUGAGUGUGUUAAUGGAUCCUCUAGCGCCAGCCCCCAUUGUUCAAGCUCUACCUGGUGUUUCUACAAGCGCGUCACCUAACCCCAACCAGCAAAUAGCACAGCAGCACGGGUACUUCGCAGGGCAUUCUACCUCCAAUCUUCCUCUUGCAGACUCGAGGAAAAACUCAAGGAAUGAGACUAAAAGUAUCCCAACCUCGAACCCAGAUGGUGCUAGAGACUUGAAGCAGAGCAACAGAAGACCACAAUCGCCAUCAGUUGCUGAAACUCCAACACGGGCCACUGCAAAUAAGCCAGCGGGCUCUGCCGUUAGCACAAUGACUUACAAGCCUUAUUUCCCGUACGGGACUGUGCCAGGUGCUGGCCCGACAUCUCCCAUGAGGGCCUCAGUUGCUCAAUAUUCGCAGAUUGCCGCACCUGGACCUCUCCCUCACUACCAGAAGGCCCACCAGCAAAACCCAAGCCAUACAUACCCACAGUAUAGAGGUCCCUCUCCUUUGAAUCCUAAUACCGCAGAGGCUCCUGAUCAAGAUAAAAUUGUAAAGCCAAUGCCUAUAAGUCCUGCGGUUAGGGACCAGGAGGCCAGCGCCGCUUCUCGUGACGAAAACUCUGGCAGCUCGUCAAGGCUUUACGCUUUGCUCAAUUAUGACUCCAAAGAGCAAUCUUCCAAAAAAAUGAAGCUUUAA